Molecule: messenger RNA, 2033 nt
Organism: Neurospora hispaniola
Lineage: Eukaryota; Fungi; Ascomycota; Sordariomycetes; Sordariales; Sordariaceae
Exons: 2
Coding region: 275-1612 (445 amino acids)
Molecular function (GO): protein binding
Source: RefSeq, a predicted model, not a curated record
CACAGACGAUAAGCGCGUAUACCCCACUCUGACGUCACAGGCGUUCGUCUGAAGCUCCCGUCCCUUCUGUGCAAGACAACAAACAACAAACAUCACCGCUACCUCUAGUAGAAUUAUACACACACCGAUUCCAGAGAACCACUCUGGAAGAUACUUUACCUUUUUCUUGACAGUAGCUUCCAGAACACAUCUGCUGUUUUUGCUGCACUCUUGCUGAGAAUAAUCAGAAAUCGCGAAGCUCACAAACCAUCAACCACCCAGAUCCUUAGAAACAAUGGCCGAAGUUGCAGCCGGUGCUCUGGUUGCCGAGCAGAUCGUGGCAACAGGCGUCGAAGUCGGAGCCGCAGUCGCCGUCGCCGCUCCAACGCAGCCGCUGAAAGUGUCUCUCACACAACUAGCGAAGGCGACAUCAGAACCCACCGAGCGAGCCCUUGCCCGAUCCAAUCAUACCAUCACCACCAUCGGUAACAAAGCCUACAUCUUUGGCGGCGAAGAUGUCGAUGGCAAGCUUUGCAACAGCGAUGUCCAUGCCAUUCUUCUUCCGAGCAAAGAAAACACCGGUGCCGAGAAGAUCCACGAUCACUUUCCAGCAUUCCCCUUGAUCGAGGCAAAGACCGGCGAGACAUACAUACCCGCACCUCGUACCAAACAUGCCGCGUGCGCCUGGGGCAACUCGGUUGUCGUCCACGGCGGAUGCGACGAGCACGGAAACCCAAUCAAGGAAGACAACUGUCUUUGGCUCUGGGACACAGAGCACAUGAAGUGGACAAAGCUGCAAGGGGAGACGCAACUAGGGGUGAAGCUGGUGCCGCGCUACGGCCACCACAUCUUUGUCGACGACAAGCAGAACUUCCUGAUCCUUCACGGAGGUCACACAUCAAGCUCAGGCGGCAGCGAAACGGAAACAUGGCUCUACAGCUUCGACCGCAACGCGUGGACCACCCUCCCCAAGUCCCCCUUCCCACCUCUCGCCGCCGCCUACGCCGACACAACUCUCUACACCAUCAGCGCCAGCCCGGACUCGCCCAAUCUCAGCGGCACCAUCAAUCACCUCGAUCUCCUCAAGUCCACCACCGAACGCGAGAAGCCUGGCGCACUCACUUGGCAAUCCAUCACCUACCCCAUCAACCCGCUCACGCCCGGCCCGCAACCGCGCGUCGGAGGUGCGUUGGUGCCCAUCCACACCGGCUACGGCCGCUCCUAUCUGAUUUACAUGUUUGGCAUCUCCUCGGACGCGGUCGGCGAGUCUGAUACUUCAUCACCUGAAGAAGAGAAAUACUAUGCUGACAUCUGGUCCCUCCAACUGCCGUCGCACGGGUUUACGGGUGCUGCGGCCAAGGAUGUGAUUCGCGACAAGCUGAUGCCAAAGGGGAUUGAGUCGGGUAAGUUCAGCUGGGCGGAAGCGGAGCUGGUGCCGACUGAGCAGAAAAUGGAGGCCGCGGCGGAGGGAAAGGUGCAUCCCGGGCCGAGGGGGCUAUUGGCGGCGUCGGGGUGUUUGGACGGAAAGGGGGUUGUGCUUUGGGGAGGGGUCAAUCCGAAGGGAGAAAAGGAAGCGGAUGGGUGGGUGUUGGGGUUGGCUUAUGGUUAUGCCGAUGAGGAUCGGUUUGAGUAGAGAGCAACUGGAAGGGAAUUUGGGUUGCUGAUUCGAAUCGCUUGGUAGCUGGUCUGCCUUUGCUUUGAGAGUGGUUACGCGCAGAGAUUUGCCUGGGACGAUGGGCUUUACCAAGAAAUCUGUAUGCAGGAACAUGCUAGAGGGUUGUUAGCAGGGGAUAUUCAGAAACUAAGGUUGAUGGUUUGCCUAGUUCAAAUAUCAACCUUGGUGUUGACUAUAUCCGUUCAGCGUGCGGAACUAGUUACAGUAUAUCGUAGUCUCACUUAGUCCCGUCAGCCCUACGAUACGAUUCGAUCUUACCCAAGCAGCAGCCACAACACCCUGUGCCACCGCCGUGCUCAACGGAAAGAAAACCGUUUUGGAAGUUAGACCAAGUUACCGCUGCGAUGUUUUACGUCACGCAGGGAUGCCAAUUUUUCAC